Messenger RNA from Staurois parvus, 385 nucleotides. Lineage: Eukaryota; Metazoa; Chordata; Amphibia; Anura; Ranidae. The record is from the annotation of a GenBank genome assembly.
UUAGUGAAUUUAGUGAAUGUCACUUUUUGUCAUUUUCAAAUUUCCCGCCGCUCCGUCCCACGUACAUCCUGACAUCGCAGGGGACAGAACCCGGAAGACAGAUGCCGGCAUCCGGCGGAGGACAUUGCCGGGGACACUGCAGGAGGGACAUCGCGGGAGCGCAGGACAAGGUAAGAGAAGAACAGAUCCCAGAGCAACGCCGCAUGGUAAGCUCGAGUGUAGCUCGGGGUUACUGCUUUUGGUACUGAAACUUUACCCCGAGCUACACUUGGGAAUACCGCCAGGGAGGUUAAUAAAGUUAAACUGGUUGAUUUACUAAGAAUGUAGAGUGCAAAAUCUGGUGCAGAAACCAAUCAGCUGCCAGGUUUUAUUGUCAAAGCUUAAA